Messenger RNA from Numida meleagris (helmeted guineafowl), 835 nucleotides. RefSeq names its product natural cytotoxicity triggering receptor 1-like. The record is from RefSeq and is a predicted model, not a curated record. The transcript has 2 exons. Bases 450 to 809 code for a protein of 119 amino acids. Lineage: Eukaryota; Metazoa; Chordata; Aves; Galliformes; Numididae.
GUACAUGGAGCAGGGAUGAAUAGUAGAAGUAGUGGAGGCAAGGGAGAGUUCUGGGGAUGUAUACGGGAUGGAAGAGGAGGUGGGGAAACUAGAGGGGACGCAGAUGGGAUGAAAGCUGCCACCAGACACCAACCUGCAAGGGACACAGUCCUGGUCCCACACAGAGACCAAGAAAGUGUCACUGCUCUGUGUGUGUCAACCCAUUGGGGACCCACAACACCACCACUCCUUGGGCACCACAAAUACCACAUGAGGAGGUGACAUCACAGCAUCCUGUCCACAAGAGGAUCUGUCAGCAGCUCUCCUGCCUCUUCCUGUGCCCACUGCAGUCUCACUGUCCCCAAGCUGAUCCUGCUUCAUGGCAACAAUGGUGCUGGGCCUCAUCCUGGGUGAGUGACAAUGGGGACGUGGUGCCACGGGGGUUGGUGGCCCUGUGUGAGACCAGGACCAUGUCCCUUGCAGGUUGGUGUCUGGUGGCAGCCAGCAGGGCACAGCAGCUGCCCCCACCCUCCCUGUGGCUGCACCCCAGCCAGGGGGUGUCCCUGGGGGACACUGUCACCCUGCGCUGCCACCUGCCCCGGCUGGCUGCCUGGGUCCAGCUCUGGUUUAAUGGAACUCUGAGAUCUGACAAGGAAAAAGACGAGGAGCACAAUACAGUUGAGUUCUCCUUGGUUGUCACAAACCUGGAAGACGCGGGGACAUAUCAGUGUCGGUACCAGGUGUCAGAGCCACUGUGGACAUCGAGUAUGAGUGACCCUGUGGAACUGGUGGUGACAGGUGAGGGCACUGGGGACAGUGGGUGGACCUGAUUAUUCCCUAAGGCCCAAGUCCCAUC